GUGUGCUACGAGGCGGUCUGGCUCCGGGUAGUCACGUGUGCCGUGACGCAGCCGCGCUCUCGGACUCGGACGGAGACAAGAUGCCGAAGUAUUACUGCGAUUACUGUGACACCUACCUCACUCACGACUCCCCGUCCGUCCGCAAGACGCACUGUGAGGGGCGCAAGCACAAGGAGAACGUCAAAGACUACUAUCAGAAAUGGAUGGAGGAGCAGGCCCAAAGCCUCAUCGACAAGACCACGGCCGCCUUCCGCCAGGGCAAAAUCCCGCCCACGGCCCCCUUCCCGGCGCCGGCCGGGCCGCCCCCGGCUGGGGCCGCCAUCCCACCUCCGCCUGGGAACGUCGGGGUGCCGCCGCCGCGGCCCGCCAUCCUGCCCGGACCCCCAAUGGGAGGGCCGCCCAUGAUGCCGAUGAUGGGCCCUGCGCCUCCUGGUAUGAUGCUGGUGGGCCCGGGGAUGAGACCGCCCAUCAGCGGCCCGGUGCCCAUGAUGCCCGGCCCGAUGAUGGGGCCUCACCGGCCGAUGGUGGUGCCUUCACGACCUGGAUUAGUACGCUCGACCAGAUAAGCAACGCCUGGACCAGGGACAUUAGCCAGGGCGAAGUUUCACGCAACCUGAACCGAGACAAUCGGACGGCAGCGCCACCGUUUCAAAAUCAGUUCGUUGACUCUUUUGUUACAGAGUCGAAGCAUGUCGCCAUCUUCAUUAAACAACCGAACUGUGAGCGGAUUUCCCACUUGCAAGUUUGAAUUAACGUGUACUGUCCAGUUCAGGGAUUUACUGACGGACUGGAGGAAAGGGCCGGGUUGUGUGUUACUUUUUUAAGAAGUUGUACAAUUGCUAUUUCCCCCAGUGUAUUUUUGAGAUUCUAAUUGUCCAUUCAUUCGGUGCCACAUUAUUUUGGCCUGAAAAUUUUAAAAAAUGUAUGGUUGAAAAUCCUUGUUCUGUUCAGGGUUUAAAACUUAUACAGAGUUGAAGACCCCCAAAUCCACAGGAGGUGAUUGACCCAACUGUAUAAGGCAAUUAGUCAAAAUAUUGACGUUUUAAAUUUGCCUUUUAAGCAGAUGAAUCAACUGACUGGAAAGCGUUGCUUGAAGUACACUGUUGUUAAAAGACACGAAUUGGUUAUACUUUGUUUUGAAAUCUUGUAACAUUGGAUAUAUAAUUUUUUAGUUUGUAAUAAACAUUCUUUGGUUGACCUAAUU
Molecule: messenger RNA, 1204 nt
Organism: Mobula hypostoma (lesser devil ray)
Lineage: Eukaryota; Metazoa; Chordata; Chondrichthyes; Myliobatiformes; Myliobatidae
Gene: snrpc
Product: small nuclear ribonucleoprotein polypeptide C
Exons: 1
Coding region: 81-566 (161 amino acids)
Biological process (GO): mRNA splicing, via spliceosome; mRNA 5'-splice site recognition; spliceosomal snRNP assembly
Cellular component (GO): nucleus; U1 snRNP
Molecular function (GO): pre-mRNA 5'-splice site binding; zinc ion binding
Source: RefSeq, a predicted model, not a curated record